UCCCAGGAGCAAUCCCGAAGCUCAGGGACGUGAGCGAGUGGCGAGGACGGGCUGGGGCUUGUCUCGCUGACGACGCUGCCAGACCUGCUGAGCUUUUCCUGCAAUUUCUAUUUUUGUUUCUGGUUUACGGCAUCCACAGUUCUUUCAGUUUUUACUUGUCAAGGUGCCUUUGGACAACCGGAGGAGAUGGAGAUCGAGAUGGACAGCCAUGGCGGUGACUGAGUUACCCUGAGGAUCUGAAAACAGUCCACGCCACCUCCAUUUGGAUUGGGGAAGGGGGCGGGUUAGUGGCGAACCUCUUCAGGAAGAACAGGUCGUAGCUGAGACGCCAGGCAAUGUGAGCAAAAGGUCCAAGCUCCCCCUCACCUUGAGCUGAUUGGAAGACGAGCCAUGGGCUCUGUGAUUAGGAAAUGCUGCACCUAUCGUACCCUGAAGAAGAGGCUCCCCAUCCUGGUUUGGCUGCCCCACUACAGCGCUCAGUGGCUGCGGAUGGAUUUACUGGCAGGGAUGACCGUAGGGCUGACCGUGGUGCCCCAGGGCCUAGCCUAUGCUGAGAUUGCUGGCCUCCCUGUUCAGUAUGGGCUGUACUCAUCGUUUAUGGGCUGCUUCGCCUACUGCCUCCUGGGUACCUCGAAAGAUAUCACGUUGGGACCGACAGCGAUCAUGUCCCUCCUGGUUGCUUCCUACGCCAAUCACGACCCAGUUUAUGCCGUGCUGCUGGCUUUCCUCUGUGGCUGCUUUCAACUGGCAAUGGGAAUCCUGCAACUUGGCUUCCUGGUUGAUUUUAUUUCCUAUCCAGUUAUAAAGGGAUUCACCUCCUCUGCUGCUGUGACCAUUGGCUUUGGACAAGUGAAGAAUAUUCUUGGUCUCCGUGACAUUCCCCGUCAAUUCUUCCGGGAAGUCUACUUCACGUUCUACAACAUUGCAGAGACCAGGCUCGGAGAUCUCGUUCUCGGCCUGAGCUGUCUCGUGCUGCUCGUGCUGUUGAAGAUGAUGAAGAACCACCUUCCGAAACGAUCGGAUCAUCUGCCGCUGCUGGACAGGGUGUGCCAUGCCAUCGUCCGCUUCACUGGAACAGCCCGCAACGCUGUGGUGGUGGUAGCAGCCAGUCUGGUUGCUUUCUGCUUCGAAAGUCAAAAUCAACAUGUGUUUACUCUAACGGGGAAAACUAGCAAGGGCCUCCCACCUUUCCGGCUCCCGGACUUCUUCGACACAGCUUCCAACAAGACUGUCUGCUUUUCUGAGAUGCUUCAGAAUUUUGGAGUAGGAUUAGCCGUGGUACCACUGGUUGGGUUUCUGGAAAGCAUUGCGAUCGCCAAAGCUUUCGCCAGUCAGAACAAUUACAGAAUUGACCCGAAUCAGGAGCUCCUCGCGAUCGGUAGCACAAACAUUCUGGGCUCUCUGGUUUCAUCUUAUCCUGUAACUGGGAGUUUCGGGAGGACUGCAGUAAAUUCCCAGACAGGCGUGUGCAGCCCUGCUGGUGGAAUAGUCACUGGAGUCAUCGUGCUGCUCUCUCUCGCCUUCCUCACCCCUCUGUUCUACUACAUCCCGAAAGGAGCACUGGCGGCUGUUGUAAUCUGUGCCGUGUCUGGGGUGUUUGAUUUGAAGAUUGCUGUCGUACUGUGGAGGGUAAAAAAGCUGGACCUGCUCCCUUUCCUAGCAUCGUUCCUGGGUUGUUUUUGGGAAAUCCAGUAUGGAAUUCUGGCUGGAAUUGCUUUGUCUGGGAUAACUCUGCUUUAUAAUGUCGCCAGACCAGAGGUGAAGAUUUCUGAUUACAGUACAGUUGUGGUGCAGUUACAGAGUGGUCUGAAUUUCCCUGCUGUCGAAUAUGUCUGUGACCUGCUGUACAGACGGGUGUUAGAGGCAUCCCCUCCACGGUCUGUGAUCCUUCACUGUCUUCAUGUCAGCAGCAUUGAUUACACGACAGUGAAUGGCCUGCAGGAACUGAUCCGGACAUUCCAGCAGCACAACGUAUCUCUGCUCUUUUCGAAUCUCCAGCCUACGAUUCUGUCGAUACUGAUUUCAGCAGAGAUUGAAGGAUUGAGACAUUUCGAUAGCACUGAGACAGCGCUUCGUUACUUACAUGGAGAUGACCACACCUGUGAGCUGCAUGAGAGUGAAAAACCGCUACUCAAACAGACUGAGAGACUGUACACCUAGCCUGAAAGCACUACCUCUCUGCCAAGAACUGGCAACUCCCCAAACCAAUCAGUCUGUUUACCAGUAAAUGUAAUACCAUCAGGUGAGAAACCCCUUGAAUCAAACAAGGAGAGCUGGUCCUCGCUGACACAAUUGACGCUGAAAGGUUUGGAUCUCUCCAUUAAUGGCAACUGGAUAUUCUGAACAUGUUCCGAAACACACUCUUGCUCAGUCUCUUCAAUCUAGUGAUUUUAUAAUUUCCUAUUUGAAAUGUUAACCAAAUGAUUUGUCUGAACUCGUUUAUUUUUGUAAUUAUCAUGGUAUUUAGCUUUUUGUUUUGUGCUUUAGUGCUGUUUGACAUUGGGAGCUUUAUGUUGCCAGCUCUGCAUCCAGACUCCAGAAAUUGGAUUUUGAAGGUUUACAUUUGGCGGGGGUGGGGUUGGCUAACUAGCUGAAGGGAAACAUUGCAGCAAGCAACCUCAAUUUGUUCAGAACAGGAAGCUGUGUGUCUGAGAUUCCACUCUCAGUCACAGAGCGUAGUGUGUGGUCUUCGACCUGCUGCAAGCCUGGCCUCCUCCCUGUGCUGGGUCAGAAUGUAAAUUUCCUGGAUACAGCAAGAGUGCACACUGCCCGAUCUUAUUGCUGUUUGACUGAUACGGCCCAUUUUGAUUGUUAACGACAUUGGUUUGAGAAGCAGUGUGCAUUUGCUGUUUUGUUGAUUGUCAUAUACUGGUUAUGAGCUCCACCAAGCCCCUGCUGCUUCCGCCCCCCCCCCCCCCCCCCCCCCGCCGCCCAAACCACAAAAACACCAACUUUUCUGGUUUCUGGGGAAGCUGUAUCCCACAGCAGCUGAGGCAUGAUUUAUUUGCUGGACACACCAGUGAGUAAUUGAGGAUGCAAUGAAGUUACUUCAGCCAUUGUGACGCGAGAAAGGGUCCCUGGCCAGACUCCAAGAGUUUGCUCCAAAAGCACUGCCUGCUUUUCAGACUCUCACACCAGCUUGAGACUUCUGUAGUCUCCUAAAGAUUUCUGUUCAUCCUGAGGAGAAAUGCUGCGUGUAUUAUAAAUUGAGAAGCCUCACCAGUUUUCAUUUUCAAAAAAAAAGACCUUCCUAGUUUUUAAAUUGUUCAACAGUCAAAUUAUAAGCUGUAGUGUAGCCCCUUUACCCAAUCUCUUUCUUAAAAGUUACAUAGUCAAAGUAAAAAGUUCAUUGCAGUACAAUGGUUAUUUGCACAGAGGCAAAUUGAGCACCAUGUGGACACUUCUGAUCAUUAAAUGUUGCCCCCUCCUCAGUAAAUAAUCUUCAGUUAAAGUGCGAAGCAGGUUCUCUGGUUCCAGUAACAACAGAUGAUUUUAUCAUCACAGUUGACCAAGCAACUUCUGAGAUAGUAGGAACUGCAGAUGCUGGAGAACAAAGCCAGCCAAGCAGCAUCAGAGGAGCAAGAAAACUGACGUUUCGGGUCGAGACCAAAACGUCAACAUCUGAGAGUACACUUUUUUUUCUUGAUUAUAGAGGAUUGUAUGACUAGAGAGAAUAUAUUACCCAAGUGGGUUGUAGAUGGAUAGUAUGGUUUGGAUGGAGUCUAGUUACAGGGAUAAAUAUCUGCCUCUAAUGUUUAAAUUUUGUUGAGGGUAAUUAAGGAAAUGCUUAUAUACAGAGUUGUGAACGCAGCUUGGUCCAUCAGGCAAACUAGCCUCCCAUCCAUUGACUACAUCUACAUUUCCCACUGUCUCAGGAAAGCAACCAGCAAAUGCCCUUCCCAACCCAGUUAUACUCACUUCCACCAACUUCUAUCAGUCAGAAGACACAAAAGUUGUAUAUGUGUAUGAACAGAUUCAAGAACAGCUUCUUCCCUGCUGUUACUAGAUUCUUGAAUGGACCCAUUUAAUGUUAUUGAUUUUUCUGUCUCUUCACCUCCUACAGCUGUAACGCUGUAUCUUGCACUUUUUUCUGUUGUCCUGAUGCACUUGUAAUCUGCCUGUAAAGCACAUAAGACAGCACCUAUUCACUGUACCUCCACACAUGUGAUAAUAACAAAUCAAAUCAGAGACUGGAGGAGGUUUCGAAGUCGCUUCUGAAUGGCUGUUGAUAUCCGGUAAAUUCAUCCUAAACCUGAGAUUGACUGGUGAGCAGAAAGCUAAGGUACUUGGCGGUGGAGGGGCAAGAGAGAGAGUUAGGUCACAGAUCAACCACAAUCUCACUGAAUGGAAGAAUGGGCACAGGGCUGAAUAGGUUCUUGUUCCUGUAUUGUGAUCAGGAUAGGGGACAACUGACGAGUCCUUUCUUCUUUUUUCUCUGAGAGUUCCCCCGCACUGGACGGCAGCAAUCGAUGGUUUUUAGGCACCAAAAAAAUACACCCUUUUGUUCUAUUUUUAAAGAGCUUUUUCUGUUUGCUCAAGGAUGUGGGCACUGCUGGCUGGAUCAACAAGUGUUUCACUUUCCCUAAUUGCCCCAAAGGUGUCAGUGAGCUGCCAUUCUGAAUCCUGCAGUCUGGGUGGUGUAGGUAUAUCCAGUGAUUUAAAUCAAAAGGUACAGGAAUCUGCCUGGAAUUUCUUUCUCCAAAGUUAAAGGUACAACCCAUCUGUGAAAAUGCACUUUUCAGUUUACAAGUCCUCCUGCUGUCUGUUAAAUGUUCCUCAUCCUCCAUGUUAUAUCUACCAAUUGUCUUCAUUUUUUUUUUAAAACCUUCUUUAAUAAAUGACUGAUACUGAUACCAUUAACAAAGA
Molecule: messenger RNA, 4866 nt
Organism: Stegostoma tigrinum
Lineage: Eukaryota; Metazoa; Chordata; Chondrichthyes; Orectolobiformes; Stegostomatidae
Gene: slc26a11
Product: solute carrier family 26 member 11
Exons: 18
Coding region: 391-2160 (589 amino acids)
Biological process (GO): transmembrane transport
Cellular component (GO): membrane
Molecular function (GO): sulfate transmembrane transporter activity
Source: RefSeq, a predicted model, not a curated record